AUGUGUCCUGGUACCCAAAAGCUAUGUGGAAAUGAAUUUUGCUACGAUCCAGCAACACAAUAUUGUCCCAAGUCGCAUGCAAUUGUCACGUGUAUCAAUACAUGUGGAAAAGAAUGUUAUGAUCCAGUUUGGCAAACCUGCAUCAAUGGUAUUUUAUGUGAUAUUGAUGAAGAUGUUUGUGAAGUGAAGUAUGAUAGUAAUAAUGGCAAUUCAAUUGUACCGACACGAUUGCAGUGCUACAAGCCACGACUUCAAAGAUGUUUAAAUCAUACACUCUGCUAUGAUAAAGAUCGCGUUUGUAAUAAUCAAUGUAUCCUGGGCACUUCUCCUUCUAAUCAAAUUUGUGCAAAUGACGGUGUAACACUGUGUAACGUACGAUAUCCUUAUACUUGGUAUCAACCAAAUCAGAUACAAGUGUGUAAUGGUUCUUGCUAUGAUACUGAAAUAGAAGUAAAACAUUGUGUGAACGGUUCUUUGCAAUGUAUUUACAACUGCUCUGAUAGUUGCUACGAUCCAAGAACACACGUUUGCGUGAACGGAACUGUUUGUUCUCUUGGACAAGAAGUUUGUUUGACCAAUUACCGUUCUGAUAAUGGCCAUCCUCUUGAUUUCCCCCAACUCGAGUGUUACAAUCCUUGGUCUUCGAAAUGUAUCGAUAAGGCUCUUUGUAAUAAUAGUCGCGUCUGUAAUGGACGCUGUAUAACUGGAUAUACUGCUUAUAGACAAGUGUGUGCCAGUGACAAACGUACUAUUUGUGACGUUAAGGAUUCUUACACUAGGUAUCUAGUCUAUCAAAUGCACGUAUGUAACGGUACUUGUUUUGAUGUAAGUCUGCAACAAUGCAUCAAUGGAGUUGUCUCGUGUAUAGAUGGCAUGUGUGCUGGCGAGUGUUACGAGUCAGCACAUGUCGUCUGCCUUAACGAUACUCGAUGCCCACUUGGGUAUAGUCUAUGUGAAGCACGAUAUAGUACUUAUAGUGGUUAUCCAAUUGAACCGCCGUACCUACAAUGUUAUGAUCCACGGCUUAAAAGAUGCUUAAAUCAUACACUCUGCUAUGAUAAAGAUCGCGUUUGUAAUAAUCAAUGUAUCCUGAACACUUAUCCUUCUUAUCAAAUUUGUGCAAAUGACGGUGUAACACUAUGCAACACAUCGCAGCACUAUACUGCUUAUAAGCCGAACCAGAUAAAAAUAUGUAAUGGCACAUGCUAUGAUGCAGGAUAUCCAGCAAUCCGGCAUUGUUCUAACGGUAAUAUCCAAUGUAUAUCAGAUUGUUCGAAUACUUGUUAUAAUGCUUUGACGCAUAUCUGUAUAAGUGGCUUACUUUGUAAUCUUGCUGAACGCCUUUGUCCUACACAGUAUGGACACGUUUGUUAUAAUCCACUGAGAUCAAAAUGUUUAAACGAUACACUGUGCUUAAUUUGGCAACAUCGCUGUUCUACUAAUGUGUGCUACGACUCUGCUUCUCACAAAUGUUUUAAUGAUACACUUUGUUCAAAUAAUCGCGUGUGUGGUAAACAAUGUCUUGUUAGCGAUUAUCAAAUAUGUGCUAACGAUAGGAGAACAGUAUGUAAUGUGCCUAAGCCAUAUGAUCAUUAUCGACCAGACCAAAUACAACUUUGUCUAGGCGUUUGCUAUGAUUCAUUAACUCAACAAUGUGCACCUCAAAAUAUCAGUUCAUCGAAGACAACAACAAAAACAACAGCUUCGUUCUUGCCUAACUCGACGACUAACAGUGUCUCUGUCUCUCAUGUGACUGUAGCAUCGGACCUUCAAACCAGUGCUAGUACAGCACAUUCUUCUGAAGUAACCGUCGAUACUGAAGGAACAACGAUGUCUACAAUUACGCUCCCUACCACGUACGUUGAAUCACUUUCGACAGACGUCACAGAUGAUUUCACUUCGUACGGCGUAAAAAGCAGUAGUAUGACUACGACCUCAGAAAAUGUUGAUGUUAAAUUGACCACAAUUGACACUGGAACAUCAUCAAGCAUUCUGUCACAUUUGUCAAACAGGUAUGCUUCCCUAAAUGAAGCAUCAUCUGACUCAACUACAGCUCCUAUACGAAUAACUACAAGUCAAGUCGAAGCAUCAUCGACGACUCCAUUGCACUCGUCAGAUAAUUUUGCCUUAAUAUCCGACUCGAACUCGCUGCCAGUGGGUAUAAACGUUCCAUCAAUAUUUCCCGGUACAUCUUUUACGCCGACGUCGGCUUCAUCAAUAAUUCCAUACACCUCAAUCAGUCAGACGUCAACAACACUUUCCCUUCAGGAUAAUUGCUGUUCAACGAGCGAAUGUAGAAAUGAGAGUGAUUGCUGUACACCACACAUUGAAUGCCGUUGCUAUCCUUAUACGAAAGAUCAUCAGGAUGGGCAAAUGUGUAAAGCAAUUGUUAUCGGAUCAGUUAGUCAUCAUUCUUUUGUUGCUGCUAUUGCCAUAAAUGAUAAAAAAGUUAUCGUUAUCCAGAACCAAUAUUUCUUCUUCUUAUUGUUAUCUAUACCAUUAGCAUUAUUUCUUAUGUUAUUGAUCACAAUUUCGUUAGUUCUUGUUAUGUGUCGCAAAAAGAUAGCAAUGACUUUCUAUCAUUGGCGCCUCUCGAUAAAAUUUGAUAGAGCCAAUCGUCGCCGACUACACUGGGAGAGACACGAGUAG
Messenger RNA from Adineta ricciae, 2649 nucleotides. NCBI's taxonomy places the organism in Eukaryota, Metazoa, Rotifera, Eurotatoria, Adinetida, Adinetidae. The record is from the annotation of a GenBank genome assembly.